AUGUACCAUCCGUCGGAGAUGUUCCCCCAGUUCGGGGGGUCCUACCCGCUGCGCCCCGCUCCCCAUGGGGGGGCUGUCGGCUGGCUUCCCCCAGGGGCAGGUGGCCAGUACGAAGGUUUCCGCUACCCAGAUCUCGACGGCGUCUCAGCCGCCAAGUUCGAGCCCUUCUGCCCCCCAUUGGACCGAGCUGGGCGGCUCCUGGGCCCCUCCCCCGCGGGCCCCCCGCUGCCCCUGCCUGCCCCACCCCUGUCCUACGGGGGCGGGCAGCAGCUGCCCCCGGCCGAGCCCCCCCGGCUACCCCCCAGCGUGCGGAUGAGCCUGGAGAACCGGGAGCUGUGGAAGCGGUUCUGCGGUGGCACCGAGAUGAUCAUCACCAAGUCGGGCAGGCGGAUGUUCCCCCAGCUGAAGGUCUCGGUGACAGGGCUGGACCCUGAGGCGAAGUAUCUGCUCCUGGUGGACAUGGUGCCGGCAGGGGCCUCGCGCUACAAGUGGCAGGGCCAGCGCUGGGAGGCCAGUGGCAAGGCCGAGCUGCCCCCCCCUGACCGGGUCUACAUCCAUCCUGAUUCCCCAGCCUCGGGCGCCCACUGGAUGCGCCAGCCUGUGUCCUUCCAUCGUCUCAAGCUGACCAAUAACACACUGGACCCCCAUGGCCAUCUGAUCCUGCACUCCAUGCACCGCUACCAGCCCCGUGUGCACGUGGUGGGAGCAGGGGGGCCGGGGGGACGUGGGGGGGGCUGCGCCUCCUUCACCUUCCCUGAGACGGCCUUCCUCACCGUCACCGCCUACCAGAGCCCCAAGAUCACCCAGAUGAAGAUUGAGAGUAACCCCUUCGCCAAAGGCUUCCGGGAGAACGGCAUGAACAGCAAGAGGGAGCGAGAUGCCCGGAUCAAGAGGAAGAUGAGGGGCAAUGUGGCCGAACCUACCAGGAAUGAGGCUGAUUGCAAGCGAGGUCCCUGUGACUCCACACAGGGCCCCCCCCCAGAGCCACCGGCCCCCCCUGACUGCUCCUUCCACCCCAUCUCCUCCUCCUACCCUUCUGGUGGGAGUGAGGAGCUGGGGUGCCCUCUAGGGGGAGUGAACCCCAGUGCCGAGGCGUACGUCCAGCAUCCAGCCGCCUUCCACGGCCUGCAGCCUCCCCAGGGGCCUGCUGGCUAUGCCAGGUGAGAGCACAGACCAUGCUGGGCAUCAGAGGUCAUGGGGGCAGGGGAGGACUUCUGACCUACACCCAUUAGGUGGGGGA
Molecule: messenger RNA, 1240 nt
Organism: Dermochelys coriacea (leatherback sea turtle)
Lineage: Eukaryota; Metazoa; Chordata; Testudines; Dermochelyidae
Product: T-box transcription factor TBX6-like
Biological process (GO): vasculogenesis; heart looping; positive regulation of DNA-templated transcription
Cellular component (GO): nucleus
Molecular function (GO): RNA polymerase II cis-regulatory region sequence-specific DNA binding; DNA-binding transcription factor activity, RNA polymerase II-specific
Source: RefSeq, a predicted model, not a curated record